Molecule: messenger RNA, 9077 nt
Organism: Nothobranchius furzeri (turquoise killifish)
Lineage: Eukaryota; Metazoa; Chordata; Actinopteri; Cyprinodontiformes; Nothobranchiidae
Gene: spag9b
Product: sperm associated antigen 9b
Biological process (GO): vesicle-mediated transport
Cellular component (GO): cytoplasm
Molecular function (GO): signaling receptor complex adaptor activity; kinesin binding; JUN kinase binding
Source: RefSeq, a predicted model, not a curated record
AUAGGAAGUUACGCUGAGCUAUUUUGUACUUUAGUGAGUUGAACUUCUUGGAUUCCCACGUUCCGACAACACGUGAACGCAGCAGUAGGAGCUCAUCUGUUGGACAGGGAAACUAAUUAGAAGCCAAGUAAAGACUUUUCAGUACUGCGGGCUACCGGGCUAGCGCGGCGGGGAAGCCUGCCGUCACGGUGUAACCGCGUUCGGAACUUGUUAAAGACGUAUAGCAGCUUCUACGGUCUACAUGGAAGAACUUUUGAGGCAUGGUUCGGUAGCACAGCUGUGUCGUUCCGCAUAAAGUCAAGGGCGAACUCCUUCCGUCCAGCCGGAGCGUGUGGCUAGCUCACUGGUCCUAGCUGGGUAAGAAGUUGCAAGCGAAGGCAAUAAAAUGGAGCUAGACGACGUCGUCCUGUAUCAGGACGACUCGGGGGACUCCGCCGUGAUGUCCGAGCGGGUCUCGGGUCUGGCCAGCUCCAUAUACCGGGAGUUCGAGCGGCUGAUGGAGAAAUACGACGAGGACGUGGUGAAGGAGCUGAUGCCGCUGGUCGUCGGGUUGCUGGAGAACCUGGACUCGGUGUUUGCUGCCAACAAGGAGCACGAAGUGGAACUGGAGCUGCUGAAGGAGGACAACGAGCAGCUCGUCACCCAGUACGAACGGGAGAAAGCUCUGCGGAAACACGCCGAGGAGAGAUACAUUACCUUAGAAGAUUCCCAGGAUGGAGAGAAAAAGGACCUGCAGAGUCGACUGGUGACGCUCGAGUCUCACUCACGACAACUAGAGCUAAAAACUAAAAACUAUGCUGACCAGAUAAGCAGAUUUGAGGAGAGAGAAGCAGACCUAAAGAAGGAGUACAAUGCUCUUCAUCAGAGACACACAGAGAUGAUCCACAGCUACAUGGAGCAUCUGGAGCGGACGAAGCACCAGCACGCAGCAGCACCAGCAGAGUCCUCAGAUUCGGGCUCCUCAGCAAAACGACGGAAGGAACGUCCCAUCUCCAUGGGCUUAUUCCAGCUUCCUGGUGUUGAUGGUGUAACCCCUGAACUAAACAAGGACCCUGCUGAUCAGCCAUCGGAACCGUGGAGGUUCAACAACCUCGGCCAUCCACAGUCCAACACCAGCCUUAAGGAUGAACUGUCUCUUGCAAACAAGGGAAGCUCCAAGUCCAGCACACCAGCCCAGCAGAGAAACGUCUCCAAAACUGGAACGCCCGUGUCCCCAGGUGAAGGGAGGUCCAUAGCCAGCACCCCCAUGUCCUCCCAGGGUGGUAUCUCUAAAUCUGACACAGCUCCACACAGCGGCCAUUCUCAGUCCAACGCAUCAUCUGCUCACAACGUGUCGCCUCUUGGACAAGGGCGUGUCUCAUCUUCCUCUGAUGUUGCCAUGGAGUCUGUGGACACACUUCAACCGGAGCAGCAAACAUCAGAUGGGCUCAGCAAGAACCUGGACUGGGGGAGAGGCACGCCAGAGGGCAGUAAGCACAUAGAACCGGUGCAGAAGGAACAGGAGACCCAGGAGUCUUCAGCUUUAAAUCCUGAAGAGGAAGCAGAGAAGUCUGAGGUGCAGGGCAUCAUCGAGUCCACUCCCGAGCUGAACGUGGACUUUGAGGGCUGCAGAGGAACGAGCACGCCGACUAAAGGAGGCAUAGAAAAUUUAGCCUUCAACCGCAACACAGACUCUCUGUUUGAGGAGCUGUCGUCUGCAGGAAACGACCUGAUAGGAGACGUGGAUGAAGGAGCGGACCUGCUGGGUAUGGGUCGGGAGGUUGAACAUCUCAUCCAUGAGAACACCCAUCUGCUGGAGACCAAAAACGCUCUGAAUGUGGUGAAGAAUGACCUGAUCACUCAAGUGGACGAACUGUCGUGUGAGAAGGAGGUUUUGAGAGGGGAGCUGGAUGCCGUCACGCAGGUUAAAACCAAACUAGAGGAGAAGAACAAAGAGUUGGAGGAGGAGCUCAAGAAAGUUAAAGCAGAACUGGAGGCAACCAAACAGAAGAUCAAGAUCGACAACGAGGACGACAGCGACGUGCCCACGGCGCAGAGGAAGCGCUUCACUAGGGUGGAGAUGGCCCGCGUCCUUAUGGAGAGGAACCAGUAUAAGGAGAGGCUGAUGGAGCUGCAGGAAGCUGUCAGGUGGACGGAGAUGAUCAGAGCUUCCAAGGAGAACCCAGCUCUUCCAGAGAAGAAGAAAUCCAGCCUCUGGCAGUUUUUCAGCCGUUUGUUUAGCUCGUCGGGCGGAGCGGGCAAGAAGCCGGCGGGGGAGGCCCCAGUGAACGUCAAGUACAACGCACCCACCUCCCAGAUCCAGCCGUCUGUCAAGAAGAAGAGCAGCACCCUGCAGCAGCUGCCUGGUGACAAGAGCAAAGCUUUUGACUUCCUCAAUGAGGAAGCUCCAGCUGAGAGCGUGGCAUCGAGACGGGAGCAGAAACGGGCUCAGUACAAGCAGGUCAAAGCUCACGUGCAGAAGGAGGACGGCCAAGUGCAGGCCUUCGGCUGGAGCUUACCCAAAAAAUACAAAGCCAAUGGAGGUCAGUCAGAGGGAAGGAUGAAGAAUCUACCUGUUCCUGUCUUCCUCAGACCAUUGGAUGAGAAAGAUCCUUCAGUGAAGCUGUGGUGUGCUGCUGGUGUGAAUCUGUCUGGAGGGAAAACCAGAGAUGGAGGUUCGAUAGUUGGAGCCAGUGUGUUUUACAGCGACAUGGCGGGCUCAGAGAGCCCUAAAAAGAAGAUUGGCUCUCAGAGUAGUCUCGACAAGCUGGAUCAGGAGCUCAAAGAGCAGCAGAAGGAGCUGCGGCACCAGGAUGAGUUCUCGUCGCUCGUCUGGAUUUCCACUAGCACUCAGUCCACCUCUAAAGUGGUUGUCAUCGAUGCCAACCAGCCUGGGAACAUCCUGGAGAGCUUCUUUGUCUGUAACUCGCAUGUCUUCUGCAUCACUAGUGUUCCAGGCGCGCGAGAGACAGAUUACCCAGCUGGAGAGGACCUUUCUCCCACGUCCGAGGAAGGACCAGCAGCAGAUGGCAUUUUGUCAGCUGCCAACAGCUGCUCAGAGGGUGGAGACGACGUUUUAGGAGGCAUCACAGUGGUGGGCUGUAACGCCGAGGGAGCUGUUGCUGUUCCCCAGACAGCAGACCAGUCAGAAUCCAGACCAGCAGAAGAAGCCGUGGAGGCCGUGGAGACCAGUGCAGAAUCUGUGGACCCCAGUGGAAGCCUGAGGGGCGUCUACACAGAGCAUGUCUUCACAGACCCCCUAGGAGCUCAGCUGUCCAGAGAAACACCAGCCAACUACUCUCAGAGGGAGAGUGAUCUGCUGAAAGAUGGUGUGAGUUCCAACCACAGCUCGGAGGAACCUGACCCCAUGAGGGAAGAGGCUCAGAAAAUGAGCAGUGUUCUUCCCACCAUGUGGAUGGGGGCUCAGAAUGGAUGUGUCUACGUUCACUCGUCGGUGGCCCAGUGGAAGAGGUGUCUCCACUCCAUUAAGCUGAAGAAGCCCGUGGUUGGCAUUGUACACGUGAAAGGACGAGUCCUGGUCAGUCUGUCGGAUAGCACCCUGGCCGUUUUCCACAGAGGAGUCGAUGGACAGUGGGACCUGACCAACUACCAUCUGUUGGACCUUGGGAAGCAGAACCACUCCAUCCGCUGCAUGACUGUAGUCCACGAUAAGGCGUGGUGUGGCUACAGGAACAAGAUUUAUGUGGUGCACCCCAGAGCUAUGAAGAUAGAGAAAUCCUUUGAUGCCCACCCUCGUAAGGACAGCCAGGUUCGUCAGCUGGCCUGGCACGGCGAUGGCAUCUGGGUGUCCAUUAAACUGGACUCUACCCUCAGGCUGUUCCACGCUCGUACUUACCAGCACCUCCAGGACAUCGACAUCGAGCCGUAUGUCAGCAAGAUGCUCGGAACGGGGAAACUGGGCUUCUCCUUUGUCAGGAUCACGGCUCUCAUGGUGUCGUGUAACCGUUUGUGGAUUGGAACCGGUAAUGGAGUCAUCAUCUCCAUCCCUCUGACAGAAACAGCCAACAACGUGACCAAAGCAGCAGGAAACCAUCCUGGAGGCGUGGUUCGUGUAUACGGAGACAACAGUGGGGACAAAGUGAUGGCCGGGACAUUUGUCCCCUACUGCUCCAUGGCCCACGCUCAGCUCAGCUUCCACGGUCACAGGAAUGCCGUCCAGUUCUUCGCUGCAGUUCCAGGACAUCCUGAUCCGUCUGCUUCCUGUGGAGGAGAAACCGCAGGAGACAAGUCCACCGAUGCAGCAGCUCAGGAAGGAAAGCAGUCCAUGCUGGUGAUGAGUGGAGGAGAAGGCUACAUCGACUUCAGGAUGGGUGAUGAGGACGGCGAGGCAGAGGAGACUGAGGACGCCCCCCUGAAGCUGCAGCCUUUCUUGGCUGAAUCUGAGCGCAGCCACCUCAUCGUCUGGCAGGUUUUGGCCUGUGAAGACUGAGCUGGUGGACCUCCUAGAGGUCUGAUGCCUCUUUUCUGUCUCGCCGCAGAAAUGGAGGUGAAGCUGGAGGAGUCUGCUCUGGAGGCACAGCUUUCAUCAGCACUUAUGUUUGCUCCCUGAACAAUGAGAGCGACUCCUGCUGAAUGAGAGCUGGAGCGUUUUCUCUGAGAACUCUGGCUUCACUUUGUUCUGCUACGUUUUACGUCAGCGAGUCGGACCUCUGAUGCUUCAAGCGAAGGCGAAGCUGACCUUUUUGUGUUUUUCAGCUUAACCAGUCAAAGCUCAUACUGAACACAAGCUAGUACAAGAGAAUGUAAGCUGGACCAACUCAGGCAUCCAGUCAUGGAGGAUUCUUCAUCCAUUUUCUGUUAUUACCCUGGAGUUCCCCAGCUGUGUUUGGGUUAUUACAUAUGAACCAGUGAGAGCCCGGUUUGUGCCUCACACGUCACCGUAAACCCUUUAUGUCCCGUUUCCCUAACAUAACCACGUAAUCGCUGCUCUGAAGCAGCCGUCACAGGUCAGAGCAUCUCAUCCAACAGGGUUCUGGUUUCAUUCCUGCUCCUUAUUUUACAAGGACAAGGAAACGAAUAGAAACUACCUGAGCGGAUGUUUAAUUCAGAGAUUUAAAUUGUAAAAUAACUCAAUGUUUAGAUGAGAUGUUAAAUCUUCAACCAGACCAAAUCUUACUUUAUUUAUUCGACCACACAGCUAGAAGGCCAGUGGUGAUGGUGGCUGCAGCUGGGUUUUGUGUUUACACGCCGGCACACGGAAAGCACGUUCAAACUCUAGCUGACCCGUUCAGCCAUCCAAUCAGAUCAGUGAUGUCAUAGCUCCACUACUCCAGCUGCAGCGUGGAAAGAGUGCCUGGUAAUAAAUCGGUUGGUUUUUAGACUGAAUGCAGUCUGUGUUAUCCCUCGCAUCAGCAUGCUUAACCAUUAGCGUUAAUGCUAAUGUUCACGAGCUUGUGGUCACGCUAAUGGUGGUGUGUUUAAACUUGAUCCGUAUUAAUAAUGUGAGAGGAAAAGAUGGUGUCAUGAUGCCAUUUGACAUUCCCGGGCACGUUGCAUGCUGGGUAGUUAAGAGCUAAAUUACCAGCAGGAAGGUAGAAGCUACACAAAAGAAUGAGGUUUUGGUUUAAAGCUGGGCCUGUAAUCAUGACAAUCUACACAUUUCCAAACCUCCAGAGGAAAAACCAGGUCAAAGGUCAGAUUUGGAGAGCUCUAGAACCUUUACACACACCUGAGGGUUUAAGGGUGUCAAAGGUUGGCUCUUAUAACACUAUAAUGAGCUUUGAGCUAGCUUAAAUGGUUGAGACUAUAUUUGAUGGUCCAGGGCUAACUUAUAGAUUGGGGUGGGCAUUCAUUGUCCUCGAGGGCUGCUAUCCAGCAUGUUUUAGUUGUGUCCAUGUUGUAACACACCAGAUUUUAUCAGCAGGUGAUAAAAAGCUGCAGGGAAACAACAAAAACAUGCUGGAUAGCGGUUCUCGUGGAUCAGAGUUGCCCACCCCAGUUCUAGAUGGUGGUUCUGCCUAGCUUAGAGUUACUUCCUAGCCUGGCAAACCAGACUAAAAAACAAUGUUUAGUCUGGCAACGCUCCAUUGACGCGGCUCUCGGUCGUGAGAUGGGUUCUACCCUUUUCUUUCAAAUGAUCUCCGCAUGCUACUGGACAAUGAACUAGGGGUUGUAUGAACUAGUCGACUUGACUGCUCUGUAGUGACUUUUUAUGCCUGUCAUCGACUAGUCGCUGUCACGUGAUAAUGACCGACGAGAUGGAGUCCUCCGAAAAGACAGCAGCCUGCUGUCAGCAGGUGAUGAGCUCCUGCGCAUCAGGAGGCAACGCGCUGUGCCAGAGCGUCGGUACUGAGACCCGCCGUAAAACGGACAUUUGACCGAGUUGUGACCUUUACCCUCUUGCAAUUUAACCUUCCCCUCACCCCCAUCCUGACCUUAACCAGCUUGCGCAUGCAAAGCUCUGAUCGUUGACGCGCUCCAGACAUCUGCGUCCUGAGCACGGCCGCAGUAACAUUAUCAAAUCAGGUGUCGCCACCUCAAAAACUAAUUUAACACGCGAUCAUUCAUGUCGGCUCAUUUCCUUUUAUGUUUCCUGUCUUUUAUUUGUGCCUGAUGCGUUUCGCUACUAUGGAGCGGAGCGCAUCACCUUUUUUGUCCUCCGGUGACGCACCUCACCAGUGCGGCCGGCGCACACUCCGCUGUUUUAGCGGGCGGUAGAUCUUUUAGAACUGCAGUUCAAAGGUAACUCAUAAGGUGAAUCUAUAUGAACCCAGGUAGCAGUUUCUCUUUAGGAUUGAGAGGAGAUGCAGGAAGAUAAUAAACAGGCAGGACAGAAAAAUAUUCCAAUAAAAACAAGUUAGUUUUUGUACCUGGUGGUUGCAACAAACAAACACCACUGAAGGUAAUCAGAAGUGAGGAACAGAAAAUGAAAUAAUUAUUUUAAUGUUUAGAGCAGCAGGAACUCUGAGAGAAUGCAGGCGCACCAGUGAGUUUGUGGGCGCUGCGCAGGGGGAGGGGGGAGAGGGCUGAAGCGGAGCAGUAUAGAUGCAGAAACUACCGUUGUUAAAAGAGAUGCGUUUAACAUAGAAAAUGUGGGCGCAAUUUUAAUUGUCAAAAACUCCCAACGAACCAACCGGUCUACGACUGCUACCCGGUCUUCAGUUUGAGUCGUGUAGGUAUGACAUCACUGUAACAUGACUGGAUAGUUCAGAUGUUGGUCUUAAGCCCUUAACCAGUAACUGUCCCUGAGACUUUCUCAGCCUUCUACCCAGCUGAGGCAGGCCCGGUUUGAGAUGGUACUCCUGCCAUGUUCAGAACUUCUAUGGGAGGCCAGUCAAUUGAUUUACCAAGGGGAGGACAGGUUAGUGUGAUGAUGCUUUUAAGUGUUUUAGCAGAAAGGUAAAGGUUACAUGUUGAAGAUGGCUCUCUGAACAGAGGUAUCACCCCCCCAAAUCUCAGGUGUGCACCAUGCCCAGUCAAACCGCCUCUAACUAGUUUCAUCACUAGCUGUUAACGUAUCUGUCCAAUCAGGAGUAAUCUGAAAAGCCACAGGUAGGAGAAACACAGAGCUAGGAAAAGGCCUAUAGUUCAUGGGUUUGCCUCCCCCUCCCCAACCACCACUAAAGGUACCUUAAGCUUGGUUUAUGCUUGACGCGUCCGUGAGGUCCGCAUGGCUCCGUGCUGCAAAAUUGCAUCAUUUUAACCACCGCGCCUCCGCACGGCCCAAACUUUCCGCACCGCGCACCUAGGAAAUUUUCUAACCACGCAGACGGUCGGACGCGGAAAAAGAGGGCGGACUAGAACUAGUAUGGCAGAGGUUUGUAAAUACAGACAUUUGUAUGAUUCAGCUCUCAAAGAUCACCGUGAUCAACAUGUUAAUAAUUCUUGGAGAGAAAUAGCUCGCACUGUCGGAAAAGACGAGGACGCUGUUAAAAAUGCUGGAAUGCCAUGUUGUAAACAGCAGUAAUUUUUACUUCUACUAUGGUGUAGUGUUGGGUGCAUGCCGUAGAGCUCUAUGCUGCCCCCUACAGUUUGGGAGAAUAUUGGCUCACCGCAGAGACAAGCCGCAUGAACCAUAAACCUCCUCUCCAUGACUGAUGUCAAUUUGUUGUUGUUACUAUUGUUGUUGGCCUCAAGGGCAAAAUGUCGUUUAUCACUUGUAAGUCGCUUUGGACAAAAGCGUCUGCUAAAUACAUAAACAUAAACGCUGCAAGUUGUGAAUCGCGUUCCAUCCGCGAGCCGCAUCACCAAGCGGAAAGUGAAUGCGUCAAGCAUAAACCAAGCUUUAGUGAUGAAAGGUUGGUGGUCUUCUGAUGCGUGACGGAGAACUUGUUUUUACUUUUAUUUUCUCUUCACCUGAAUAUUCUGCUUGCUACCAAAGACUGACCUUCAGCCGUGAACUGAAGCAGCAGGUUUUUCUAACAGGAACACUUGUGUAGGGAGAGAUGCAAGAGCUAUAUUUUUGAACUUUCAUAUUUGUAAAGUGAAAUAUUGUAACGGUGUGAGAGACGCUACUGUUGGAGACCAGCAGCCGUCUGGUGAACAACCGCUACUCUUUGUACCAAACCUGCUUCAUGUAAACAAGCUGGGGGUGGUUUGUUUAUUUUAUCAGCUUUCAUUUGCAGAAUUCCACCCCACCCCCGACUUUCUCUUUGGGGAUGAUGCUAUUGAAUGCUGUACUUGUUUUUGUAUUUAACGGUAUCAGACAUCCUGUCCUAAUUAUGCAACGCGUCCAUCUCCUGUCCAGGAGAGAAGACAUAUAUUUAUAGUUUCAGUUCAGCCUCUUCAGUAUUUAUUUUCAAAUCGAGCCUUUGCAAUUGAGAAUGUAUGUUUGUAUGUUGAGUGUAACUGAUUAUAAAUGUGUGAAACAAAAUGUCUGAUUGUGUAACAGCUGCUGUUACUUGGCUAUGCACAGUCUAUGUGGGGUUUACUCACAUUUGUCCUGAUGCAAUCAGUUCUCCUCUCUCCACAGCAGGAGGUGAAGUCCCAGCAAUAACCAGGAAGCUCCACCCCACCUCCACUCAUUCCUGCAGCAGCUUGCUUUAGGGGGAAAGGUCAGGACGUCCUUCUGUAGGACACAUGGACAGCUGCUCUAGCCUUGCUGAUUUUUCACUAUUAAACCAAUUGCUGUGGACACA